Messenger RNA from Sphaeroforma arctica JP610, 1125 nucleotides. RefSeq lists its product as hypothetical. The coding region runs from base 218 to 799 and encodes 193 amino acids. The record is from RefSeq and is a predicted model, not a curated record. Gene Ontology annotation, molecular function: ubiquitin-protein transferase activity. NCBI's taxonomy places the organism in Eukaryota, Ichthyosporea, Ichthyophonida. Gene Ontology annotation, biological process: protein ubiquitination. The transcript has 4 exons.
UUAACAUAUGUAUAUGAAAUCAUGCGCAGUUGGGUAUAUUUUGAUAACAUCACCUGACUACCUCAUAUACACCCAUCAGAACACUACCACACAAUUUGGCCGAAGGAACCUGUUUCACGGUAUAACGAUCAACAUAUAAAGUUGUCAUUGAAAAACCAUAACAUAUCACAAAGGAACCUUGACUUCUUCUCGAAGAACUAUUUUAUAGCACGAAAGAAUGCGAACAAACGACAGGGAGCCUGAACGUGGCAACAACACCAAUAACAACAAUCGAUACAAGCAAAAAACUGACAGCGCACGUCAGGGCACUAGCCCUGCAGCCAGUGUGUUGUGGGGUGCUCUGGGUGCAGCAGUUGUAUUGGCAGGGAGUGCGAUCUACUCAGCUGUAGCUGAAGAUCAGGAGAAUGAAACGCGGCGUAUGCAGUCCGCACAUCGAGUGCAAACGGACGAAAGAUGGAAUCGAUAUAAAUCACAAACGAACACAAGUAAUGGAAGCGAUCAAAGCAUGAGCAGCGAACAGAAAGCGGCGAGGGAUAAAGGCAUCGACGAUUAUACAGAGGAGAUCGAAAGUUUUUGUUGUCCAAUCACAACGAAUGUGAUGAGAGAUCCGGUCAAUACGCCUUUUGGACAUUCUUACGAAAGGGAAGCUAUAACAAGAUGGGUGCGAGAACAUCAUACAGACCCACUGACCGGACAGCCACUCAAUGUAAAUCAACUAAGCACCGCUCACUCACUGCGACACGCCAUUGAAGAAUACGAGGCGAGGAGACCUGUAUCAGCUACAGCUUCGAGUACCUAGCCCCGGAGGGCGCCAUCUCCGCAGUGAUAUCGGAAAGUAAAGUAAACAAUAUAGACAGAUCAAGCAUCGAAACACUGCUGUGACAAGUAGUCUACACUGCACAAGCAAGUAAAGAAACUAGUAAUGGCAUGUGGAGCUCACGUAUAAGCAAUGCGGUAUUGCAACUAGGGUUAAGCGGGAAAAUACAUGCGACUUGCAUUUGGCCGUCACGUUCUUUGUCAUCUUUAAAUAUCAUCGACGGGAAGAUAACGAUGUACUACUAAAGACAAACACGAUAGGUUAUCCACAUUUGGGAUUAAAGCAUGACGCUGUUUGAUGGCCGCUGU